Lottia gigantea (owl limpet) is the source of this 777-nucleotide messenger RNA. RefSeq lists its product as hypothetical. The coding region runs from base 1 to 777 and encodes 258 amino acids. The transcript has 3 exons. NCBI's taxonomy places the organism in Eukaryota, Metazoa, Mollusca, Gastropoda, Lottiidae. The record is from RefSeq and is a predicted model, not a curated record.
AUGGAAUCUAACAGUAAACUUACUCUUUCAAAAACAUUAGAAAUUGCAAAGCAAGUUGAAAAGGCUAUACGUGAAGCCAAAUUGAUGGCUGGUGCGACACAGAGUGAAAAUUUAAGUGCUUCAGUGAAAUAUGUUUCUAAAUCUUCAAACGCUAGUGCCUAUAAAUUUACAAAUAAAACGCAUGUGAAACCAUCUGCAGGAAAAAAGGAUUUGAGGAAAUCUAGUACUAGUAAUUCGAAUAAUUUAAAAUGUUUUCGAUGUGGAUCUAAAAGUCAUCUUGCUAAUUCUAAGAAUAGUAAAGCAAGAACUGCAAAGUGUCAUAACUAUAAAAAGACAGGAUGUUUUAAUGCUUAUGUACAAUUUAAAGAUCAUUUUAUUAAUUCUGUCAUACAUGUUACGGAACAAGGUGUUUCUUUAUUAGGAUUAGAUCUUAUUAAUGCCUUAAAUUUAAUUUUUGAUGGAGGUCAAAUGGAAGUUAGAUUUACUGAUGCAAAUGGUGUUGAGUCUAAAGUUUCUAAGAAUUCUUUUAUUUUAGAUGAUAAAUUUGCUGAUUUUAAUGAUUGCUUUGGUGAAGAUACAGGUACCAUAAAGGGCUUUGUUCAUGAAGUUAAGGUUAAGAAAGAUGUUAAGCCGGUACAACAAAAAUUACGUAGAUUACCUAUUGCAGUUAAGGAUGCUGUUUCAAAAGAACUUAAGCGAUUAGAGUCUACUGACACAAGUUUAUUAGACAUACAUUUCAUAUCACGAAGAAUAUUUAAACCAUCGGUAGGGGGAUAG